This is a messenger RNA of Vespula vulgaris, 9446 nucleotides long. RefSeq names its product serine/threonine-protein kinase mig-15 (gene msn). The record is from RefSeq and is a predicted model, not a curated record. The transcript is spliced from 21 exons. Lineage: Eukaryota; Metazoa; Arthropoda; Insecta; Hymenoptera; Vespidae. Gene Ontology annotation, biological process: protein phosphorylation. The coding region runs from base 1097 to 5146 and encodes 1349 amino acids. Gene Ontology annotation, molecular function: protein kinase activity; ATP binding.
UGCCGUGGAACGUGUGCGCUGGACUCGGUUCGUUUCUAUUACAUUUAUUCGUUAUGACAAUACAGUGAUCCAGCGCUAAGCGCUGCGACCGUACGUUUUACGAUUCGUUCGGCUACGGCAGCAAGAACGAAGACGAGACGAAGGCGAGACGAGGAACGACAACAACAAAACAACAACAACGACGACGACGACGACGACGAGGACGACGAGGACGAGGACGAGGACGACGCGAGAUGGAGGCGCGUCGCGACACGGUCUGACCGUGGCAGCCUGUUUCCGUCCUUCUCUCGUUCCUUCGUACCUUCGCUGGGGUCUUCCUCCUUCGUGAAUUUUAGUGUGUGCGUCAUGUGCCGCCGCGGCCGCUGUACCUUCGUCGUCGCGUGUGUCUUCUCCCAGUGGAUUACCAUCCUCGAGUAGAACCUCCCAUUUCUCUCCUUCUCCCUCUCUCUUUUUCGUGAAAAGCAAAAAUUAUUACGAGGGGAAGGAAGAAAGUGUGUUUCGUCGAGGUUCGCCGGUACGCCCAUCUUCGUACGAUUGAGAAAGAGAAGGAGAGAUAGAGAUAGCGAGAGCAAGAGAGAGAGAGAGAGAGAGAGAAGAAAGAAAGAAAGAGAGAGAGACAGAAAGAAAGAAAGAAAGAAAGAAAGAAAGAAAGAGAGAGGGAAUUUUCUUCUCUCCAUUAUUAGUGAUCGUCGUUUCUUCUUCUCUUGUGUCCGGUGCGUCGCGGUGCAAGUACGACGACUUCGACGACGAGGACUAGGAAGGCGCUCUUCUCUUUCUCUUCAACCCUUGUAUUUUUGUCUGGCUCUCGUGGUGCUGAGGUGCGCGCGAGAGAGAGAGGGAGAGAGAGAGAGAGAGAGAGAGAGAGAGAGAGACAGAGAAAGAACGAACGAACGAACGAGCGAGCGAGCGAGUCCGUUUGGUGGGGUUGGUGGGGUGGUGGUGGAAGGUGGAGUGGAGUCAGCGAGCGAGCGAGCGAGAAUAAAGAAAGAGCGAGAGGGAAAUAUAAGAAGCGAGAAGAGAGAGGGGACACGUCUGGUCCGAUUCCGUGCGUUCGAACGAGAGAGAUAACGCGAGGGAGCGCAAGUGGCGUAUCAAGAUGGCGCAUAAUUUGGCACCGAGCGUCAACUGCUCGCUCGACGACAUUGACCUGAACGCCCUGAAGGAGCCUGCUGGGAUAUUCGAGUUGAUCGAAGUCGUCGGCAAUGGAACGUACGGGCAAGUUUACAAAGGUCGACACACCAAAACGGGUCAGCUGGCGGCCAUCAAGGUCAUGGACGUCACAGAGGAUGAAGAGGAAGAAAUCAAGUUGGAAAUAAACGUACUGAAGAGGUAUUCGAAUCAUAGAAACAUAGCUACGUACUACGGUGCCUUCGUGAAGAAGUCAUCGCCAGGGAAGGACGAUCAGCUAUGGCUGGUUAUGGAAUACUGCGGAGCUGGCUCCGUCACGGACCUCGUCAAAUCGACGAAAGGUCAGAGCCUUAAGGAAGAGUGGAUUGCUUAUAUUUCGAGAGAAAUAUUAAGAGGUCUCAGUUAUCUUCACAGUAAUAAAGUUAUUCACAGGGAUAUAAAAGGACAGAACGUGCUUCUGACCGACAAUGCCGAGGUCAAGCUUGUUGACUUUGGCGUUAGCGCGCAGUUGGACAGAACGAUAGGCAGAAGGAAUACGUUCAUAGGUACACCUUACUGGAUGGCUCCAGAAGUCAUAGCUUGCGACGAGAAUCCCGACGCUACUUACGACAAUAGAAGUGAUCUUUGGUCUCUCGGAAUUACCGCUUUGGAAAUGGCUGAAUCACAACCUCCGCUUUGCGACCUCCAUCCGAUGAGAGCCUUGUUCUUGAUACCGCGUAAUCCACCGCCGAGACUGAAGUCGAAAAAAUGGGCGAAGAAGUUUCAUGGUUUUAUCGAAACUGUGUUGGUGAAGGACUAUCAUCAGAGGCCUUACACCGAACAAUUGCUCAAGCAUCCAUUUAUUCGGGACCAACCAACGGAGAGACAAGUCAGAAUACAACUCAAAGAUCAUAUCGAUCGCUGUAAGAAACGCAAACAAGAGAAAGAAAGAGACGAUUAUCGAUACAGCGGCAGUGAAAACGAAGAAGACGAGCCAGCAUUGGCUGGCGAACCAUCCUCGAUAGUUCAAGCUCCUGGUGGCGAUACAUUGAGACGUAAUUUCCAGCAAAUUCAAGAAGGUCGGACGUUGACUCAAGACGUAUCUCCUCAAGCUCCAGCCGGUAAGGAAAAACCAAAUCAAGGUAGAUCUCAGCGGGAAGUACCAGAACCAGGCCCGCCUGCGAGACCAGCCAUUCCACACAGACUCAUCGUCGUGCCAGAUCCGCAGCCGCCUUCUCGACCUCUACCACCGACACCUAGGGACGAUCCACGACAAUCUCACAAGGUCUCGACACCACCCUCCAAUCAUCAAGCGCCUUCCGCUGGCGGUGGAGGUAGCGGUGGUUCUGGUGGCCAAGCUGCGCCUCAAAGAAACAGUCACGUGUUUAAACCUAUGCUGCCGCCGAGGAGGCCAGAGGACUUGGACAUGCUGGCCGCUCAACUCAACGAGCUUGGUGUGUCACAGGGCCCCGAGGCCCCGCCUAGGCCCAACAGGCAACAUAAAGGCCCUCCAGCAACGUCAACCUCGAAUUCGGUCCAGCCAGCGAGCGCUAACGAUCAGAACAACAAACAGAUGCAGCAAUCCUCCAGUAUUCUCGAUCAAGCACUGUCGAUCGAGAGUGACAGCGACGACGAUCUCGAAGAUGCUGGUAGUAACAAUUUGAGGAACGACGGUACACUUCUCGCUAGCGAUCCGCCUAAGCCUCUUCCCGAAUUUUCUCCUUUCAGGCCAUCGUCGGAUUCGUCGUCGUCGUCCUCGCACAACGCUCAGAAUUCGCAUCACGAAGGUAAGCCAAAAGGUGGAGCACCCAAUCGACCAUUGCCACCGACGCCAGAUGAGGAAGAAUCCGGGGAUCGUACACUAGUCAUGAAACGAAAACUUAGUCAGACAUCAGACGAUCGUGCAACGGCUAGCGACAACCGCCGCUCAGAGAUAGACGAGCAGCUCCUUCUGAAGGAGUGGGACUUCACCCGCUUCUUUCAGGGUUUUAACGAAAGGUUGGAUAAAAUGAAACAGGAGCACCAGCAAGAAGCGGCGGUCGGUACGAGCAAGUCUGGCAGCGAGGAUCGUUCCUCUUCUUCCGGCGAAAGAACCCUUAAGAGGCAGGAGCAGUUAGCGCGUAGGAAAUACGAGCAACAACAACAGCAGCAGCAACAACAGCAGCAGCAUCACCAGCACCAUCUUCAUCAACAACAUCAGCAGCAGCAGCAUCAAAAGCAACAGCAACAACAACAACAGCAGCAGCAGCAGCAGCUUAAGGCGGUUCACAGACGUCAAGAGAGCGACUCGAAGCUCGGUAACACCUCGAGCGCGUUCGCCCGUGCAUUUCGCCGCGAAAAUUCGGAUUUCUUUCCGUCAACGAGGCACUCCGCUUAUCUCCAAAAGUCGGAUUCCUCGAGGUCGAGCAUAUUCGCGAGUGGUAAUCGACGCGGCAGCGAGAUAAGCGUCGCAGGUAUAGUCGGUAAGAAGGGUAACGCCCUUAGUACCGGCGAGCCCGUCCUUACGGACUUCUCGUUUGGACGCGACGGGCCCCAGAGGCCAAGGAGAGAAAAGACAGAGAGCGAGAUCGUCUUCGGUAACAGGCACGAGGCGAGGAGACUCGACUUCGGACGCAAUAAAGACGAUACCACAAGGAGACGCAGUUGUAGACCUUCCGAUGCGGCCCUGGCCGCGCCAGAUGACGCGGGAACGAUUAAAUCCACGGCCAGUACAACGGCUAGCGAGUACAGCCCUGUUGUCACCCAGAAUCGAGAAGGUGGUGACCGACCAAGAGGAGGAGGAGGUGGUGGCGGUGAAUUUCAAAGAUCAGACUCGUCUCCUGGUUCAAGGCCAAGCUCGGUUUUACCAGACCUUUUGACUUCGUCGCCGGGUCAACGUCAGGACAAGUCGACAAGCGAGGAGUAUCGACAAGCGGUUAAAUCACCACCCCCGUUUGCACUUCAACAGAAACAGAGAUCGUUCCUGACAUUUGGAUUCGGUGCUGGACCAGCGAGGAGAGAAUCCCACGUAAACGUCAACGUGACACCUACGAGUCACGAUUUGGCCUCCGAUACACCCGAAAUACGAAAAUACAAAAAGCGUUUCAAUAGCGAGAUUUUAUGUGCAGCGUUAUGGGGCGUGAACCUGCUGAUCGGUACGGAGAACGGAUUGAUGCUGCUCGAUAGGAGCGGACAAGGGAAGGUUUAUCAGCUGAUCAGUAGGAGACGUUUUCAACAAAUGGAAGUGCUCGAGGGGCAGAAUAUUUUGGUUACCAUAAGCGGUAAGAAGAAUCGCGUGAGGGUCUAUUAUCUCUCCUGGCUGAAGAGUAAGAUUUUACGUACCGACGGCCAUAGCGAUCAAGUCGAGCGGCGCAAUGGCUGGAUAAACGUCGGCGAUCUUCAAGGAGCGGUGCAUUUCAAGAUAGUCAAAUACGAAAGAAUAAAGUUCCUUGUCAUCGCGUUAAAGGACUCGAUAGAGAUCUAUGCUUGGGCGCCGAAGCCCUAUCAUAAAUUCAUGGCUUUCAAAUCGUUCGGAGAACUGGCCCACAGGCCGCUCCUCGUCGACCUAACCGUCGAGGAAGGAACGAGAUUGAAAGUUAUUUAUGGAAGCGCCGAUGGAUUUCACGCCGUCGAUUUGGAUUCGGCGACGGUUUACGAUAUCUAUCUACCGAAGCACACUCAGGGACCGAUUUGCCCGCACUGCAUCGUCGCCUUGCCGAACAGCAACGGCAUGCAACUUUUACUGUGCUACGACAACGAGGGCGUUUACGUGAAUACCUACGGUAGAGUAUCCAAGACGAUGGUCCUUCAAUGGGGCGAAAUGCCUACGAGCGUCGCUUACAUCGGCACGGGCCAGAUCAUGGGAUGGGGCAACAAGGCGAUCGAGAUCAGAAGCGUCGAAAGCGGCCAUCUCGACGGCGUUUUUAUGCACAAGAAAGCUCAACGGCUCAAGUUCCUUUGUGAACGUAACGAUAAGGUCUUCUUCUCGUCGGCGAAGGGUGGAAGUUCGUGCCAGAUUUACUUCAUGACGUUAAACAAACCCGGCAUGGCUAACUGGUGAUCCCGAAUGAGGCCGAGUCUGGCCCCACGAACACCCCCGCGGAUUUUGACACACAACCCACCGCGUGUGUCCGGUUAUACGCCAUCGGCGCGCACCCUCUACCGCCCUUCACUGCCAGGCCUGAGCGCCAUGGAAACGAGGAUAUGCGCGCACCAAUACCGACAUCAUCAUCAUCAUCAUCACCAUCAUCAUCAUCAUCAUCGUCGUCAGAAUCAUCAUCAUAAUCAGCACCACCAUCAUCAUAAUAAUAAUAAUAAUAUUAGUCAGCGUCAAAGUCGACAUCGUAGUCAACGUCAACGUCACUAUCAACGUCAUCUCUCGACGCGUAUCUACGACGAUUACGAGGAGGAGGAGGAGGAGGAGGAGGAGGAGGAGGAGGAGGAGGAACAAGGGUUGGAGGGAGGAACUUACGACGGAAGAUACCGACCGUAUCCUCGGCUCUCGUUACGAAGCACCUCGGGGACUUUAACUUUUGUGAAUCUUCUCGUCAAAAGGUUCCUGUGCUUUCUCGUCUGCCCGCCCUGCGGACCGCGCGGUACACCUUAACGCGAUCGAUCGAUCCUCCCCCGAGAUGGUCUUUCUUCUCCCCCCACCCCACCCACCCCUACCCAUGAUUUUCCAUUCCGACGAAGAUUACAUGGGAAAAGAGGCGAAUGAAAAAAAGAAAAAAGAAAAAAAGGAAAAAAAAGAAUACAGAAAAAAGGAGAGAAAAAAAAUAAUAAAUGAACGAGGGCGCCUGCGUGGACUUUGUACUUCGUUGCUAGCUGAUAAAUCGCCGUCGAAUCGUCGUCGUCCCUUCGUCGUCCCUUCGUCGUCCCUUCUUUUCCUCGUCGUUCGUCGAGAACGUUAAUUCUCCUUUGGAAAAUCGAUGCGAGCGUUCGUUACACUCGACAGAGCAACACGAUCGAUGGGUACUCGCGAGCGAUAUUUAGAUAGAUCGUUAUUGCGAAAACGGGACGAACACUUUUCUUUCGAUAAACGCGCGCGAACGCUCGCCAAAAUGAAUGUGCGAAUGAAAUCUUGCGACGAUCGUGAACGCGAGUUAUCAGUCAAGCGACGAUCAAUCGCUAAAUCGUAAAGUUGUUUUUAAGCGCUAAGAACUCUUAACGACGUGAGUGUUUUUGAUCUUGUACGAGUAAGAAGACGUUGGUCUUUCCUCCCCUCCCUUCUCAAUAUGUUUUUACUAACAGUGGCAAAUUUUUCUAUCGAGCACGGAGCUAAGUGACGUUUCGCGUUUAUACGGCCGAAGGCAGUCGUUCGGCAGAGAUACGGACGCGUGGAAACGCGAUCUAUAAUGCGUCUACGGAUUGCGACAAAAAAAUUCAUCGACUGCUUUCACGCGAGCGUAUGCGAGAUGAGUGUGAGAGCGAAAGCGAGAGCGAGAGAGAGAGAGAGAGAGAGAGAGAGAUAGAGAGAGAGCGAGAGCGAGAGAGAGAGAGAGAGAGAGAGUAAAAGGGUGAAUCGAGGUUUUCACCGGCGAUGCCGAGGCGAACGGUGAAGAUGAGUUACUGCAUGAUAUAACAUAAUAAAGUUAGACUUAAGUGAGAUAAUUACUAAUGUUAUUAAUUGUAUAGUUAUAGAAGCCGAGGAUUUUGUGGGCGCUCGAUCAAGACGACAAAUGACAAUGACGACGAACGAAGACAACGACGACGAAAAAUACGACGAAAAGGCAAAAAAAGUAAAGUACCAAGACGCGAAAGAUAUUGAGACGAUAGCGACAAUGACUAAUUUUGACGAAGAUUUAUCGGCGAUGACGAUGAUAACGAUUGAUUAUAUAUGGUCGUACGUGACCGCGCGUGGGUAUAUCGAACGAAUCGCAUUUUUACAAAUAAUAGGUUAAUUGUAUUAGAGGUCUCGAGGACGCACGAGAUGCGGAUAGCUACGUUUUUCUUUCCUUUCGACGAUAACUACUUUGACCGUUCGAGACCUUAUCUUGUGUUUCGCUCGCACCGCCGAAAAUGUACGGAGUCUAAUCAAGAUGAUCAAAACUGUUCUCGUCGUGAGCUCUGUCCGCCACGCACGUUCACAAUUUUUACGACGGUCGAUGCGAAGCGCCUUUAGCUUUUCUAAGAAAUUUCUAACUUAGCGAGACGACACGCACUUUCGAGUUACGGACGAUCCUCCCCUUUUUUCUCCUCGUUCGUUGACCAAUACGCGAGACCUCGUUUCGAAGCGUUAUCGAGGGCUAAUCUCAUAAUCUCCAAGAUACUCGGCGACUCGGUGGGAAACUUUGAAGAUUAAACCUUAUAAUAUUGCUCUCAUUGACGUCGGAUUAUCCCCAAGAUCGACUAUAACGGACUUACGGUCUUACCGGAGGAACGAAGACGGAACGAAAGAGAGUAAACUUUGCUAGUUUAACGAGAAAGAUUCGAUGUUAACGAGAGUUACUGCUACCACACAAUGGAUCGUAUCCUAAUUGCAAUACUUUGUUGUUAAUCGACAAAUAUUCGUUCCAUGGAAUUUUCUAUAAGAAAGAAAGAAAGAAAGAAAAUAUACGUAUCUCAAGCAUGUACUCGCACUUCUUUCUUGUUUUUAUCUUUCUUUUUUUUUUUUUACAUCUAAAUCUACCACGUACGGUUAGAGAAAAGUGUGGACUGGAAAAGAAGGAAGGAAAAACUAAAAGACACGAAUACAUAUAUAUAUAUAUAUAUAUAUAUAUAUAUAUAUAUAUAUAUACGUGUGCGCGCACGCACGCACACACACACACACAUCACGCACAUAUACGUACAUACAUAUAUAUGCAUACGCGUGUGAGCAUUUAUGAAAAUAUCUUUUUUCUAUUGCGAGCAGACGGAGAUUAAACGUGACGUCAGACGUGCAACGCGCGUAAAACUCUUUCAGUCGACACGUCAGUGCAGCGAGCUUAAAGCUUGGUAAAAACUGUUUGACAGAGUAUGCGAGAUUCGCGGCAUCUUUUGACGAGAUUAUUUGUGCAGUCGUAAAAUCGGCUUUUCCUGGAAAAUCCGAUGAUUCAAAUGCAACGGACUGGGUUACAGGCGGACUCCAGGAUUUACGUUAAGUAAUGCUCCAACGUUUCGGCUUUUUAAAUUACAUAAUUUUCUUGUGAAAUGCAUUCGCCGUGCACACGCCUACGCUAAAUCUCCUAUGUGAAUUCAUUUUUCAUUUAUUAUCAAGCGUAUAUAAAACUCUAAAGAGACUUGCAAAAUAGCUAUAAUUGAAGAAUCAUUAGUAUUUUUGUUACUACUUUUUUAUUUUUUAUUUUUCUCUUUGUUUCUUCUCUCGUAUUUUCCAUGGAACGAAUUUAACAUUUUUUAUUUUCUGUUUUUGUCACAACGAUCGCGAAAGCAUUCAUUUAUCGAUAUACAUAUAUAUAUGUGUGUGUAUAUAUAUGUAUAUAUAUAUAUAUAUCGCUUGACAAAAAUGCACGUUAUUAGUUUUAUUUUUAAGAUACACGUAGUCCUGGCGAAAUGUGAUAGGUAAUACGGUGAUGUUACUUUUUCGUAUUAUCAAUGGUACGAUUCAUAUGGCUUAUCAUAUCUUACGUUUCUAUAAGCUCUUUAUCAAUUUCUUUUUUUAUCUUUUUUUUACUCGGUAUCUCGAUCGAAUUACGUUCGAGGCCGCUCGUCGUUCGUUGGUUCCUUAAAGAAGGAGGGGCCGGAGGGGGAGGAGCUCUGGUUAGUGCAACGAAAGACUGCUUUUUAAAACGGAUGGAAGCUUUUUAUCGCUCGUAAAGAGAGAACGAGAGAGAGAGAGAGAGAGAGAGAGAGAGAACGAGAGAGCGAAAGAGAGAGAGAGAGAGAGAGAGAGAGUGAAAAUUAAUGAGUGAUAGUGAUUUUUCGGCGAAUGCUGCACGACUGUGGACGGUUAUUUACGGUUAACAGGAAUUCUAAUAAUAUUAUAACAAUAAUAUUAUUAAUUAUCUUAACCAGUCCCGCGCGAACUAAUUUUAUACGAGAACUUUCCUCUAUCUCCGUACCUUCCCUCUAUUCCCCUCUACCCUUGACCACACUUUUUCCUUCCUCCCAUUUUCUCGACCUGACCCAUUUUUUUUUAUCCUAUUCGCUUCCUUCUUAUCCAUUUUCUUACAUAUUGUCUCCCAAAGAAUGGUAGUGAUGUUUUUUAUAUUAUAAUAAUAAUUAUUACCGCAAUUUAUCGAUUACAUUAUUAUUAUUAUUAUUAUUAUUAUUAUUAUUAUUAUUAUUAUUAUUACGAUUAUUAUUAUUAUUAUUCCCAUCCUUAUGGUUAUCACGAAUCAUCAUCAGAUGCGGUAUAUUAUGAUUACGAUGAUUAUAUUAUGAUUACGCUGCUAAGGUCAAAUAUACGGACAAUUCGUAAUCGG